GUACAUAAUUAUUCUCUGAAAUAAAAGGGAAGGGCUACCUCACUGUAAUACUUCACUGAUUUUAUCGGAAUCGUCGCUUUUGUCCUCGGGCCUGUUCUGUGCCGCGGCUCUGCACAGGCGCCAGGAGGCGCUCGGUCCUCCCGCACUACGAUUCCCAGCAGCCCCCGCGCGGGUCCGCCCUCCGCCGGCCGGCACGGCCGCUCGCGGGGGCUGCCGGGAGUUGGAGUCCCGGGCGGGAGGCGAGAGCCGCGGCCAUGCGGAGGGUCAACAGCAGCCUGGCCAGCGAUGAGGUGCUCCUGGAAGACUUGGAGACGGAAGGCGAGAGGCAGCUGAAGAGCCUGCUCCAGCACCAGCUGGACACCUCCGUCUCCAUCGAGCAGUGCAAGUCGAAGCGGCGAUGCUUUGCCCCCGCGGCUUUCUACAAGCCUUUUGGGGAAGAGGCUGCAGGAGCCCUGACCCUGUCGCAGUUCCAGGCCUUGCAGGAGAGCGACAAAGAGACUGCGGCUCUCCGCGAGCUGGGGCUCUCGGACCCGGAGAUCCUGCUCUGGAAGAACCGGGCUUCGGCGGGGAAGGGCUCUGGGCUGGGAGCGGCCCCGGAGGCCACGCAGGACCGACUCCAUGCCAUCCAGGAGAAGAUGGAAGAGCGUCAGCGCAUCCUCGCGCUGCCCCAGAGGUUUGCUGGCAGCAAGCAGUUGAGCCGGCGGGAGAUGGAGAUUGAAAAUGCCCUCUUUCAGGGAACGGACCGCCACUCCUUCCUCCGGGCACUCUACCACCAAGAUGACACUCGGAGGAUAACAGAUGAAAAGGACCCCAUGGUUCACCUGGAGAGUGUUUACCAAGAGCUGCUGAGCAAGCAGCUACCUGAAGAAGUCCAGCCAACCAAGAGUGACCCAUGCUUGCUCCCUUCCCCGGCCCCACAGCAUCCUGUGGUCGAGGAGUCAUCGCUUCCAGACCAGGAAGAGCAGACAGACCAGGAAAAAAGUCCCAGCCUUCCUGCAGCAAAGCCCCAUCAGUCCCCUCCAAGACCUGUGACUAUAAAAGAGCCAGUGGAGUUCCUCCCAGAGGAGGAGAUCUGCAAGAACCGUCUCUCAGAGGAAGAACUCCGAAAUAUACCCAGGUUUGCUUCCUACCAUCCUGGAGAGCCCAACAAGGUGCUGUAUUUGAAGAACCUGGGCCCUCGAGUGACGAUGAAGGACCUAGUGUCGUUGUUUGCUCGGUUCCAGAAGGAGAACAGCCCGCUGAUCCAGUUCCGCCUGCUGAGCGGCCGGAUGAGGGGUCAGGCUUUUAUCACCUUCCCCGAUAUUCAGUCGGCCCAGGCUGCGAUGCUGUUGGUGAACGGGUACAUUUUGCAGGGGAAGCCGCUGGUGAUUGAAUUUGGGAAAAGCAAGGGGCAGCUGACAGAGGCAGACUCUGCCGCCCCCUGCUCCUCUGCUGGAGAGACCCCCCCCGCCAAGUAAGGGAUGGAGGAGCGGGGACCUUGUAGGCUUGCAUGGACCAUGGGAGCUCCUUGGUCAUAACUGGGACAGCGAAGGACUGUUGGGAGUUAACGUGGCAGUCUGUAAAUCUCAGAGUGGGGAAGGGAGAGAGCUGGGGAUUUAGGAUUUUGGAGGGGAGAAGCAGCUCUGUCCCAGCCUGAGCCAGCAGGGAUGGCUUGGGGUAUUGGGGCUGGACGUGGCCUCUCGGAAGGGUGCUGAGGAAGCGUGGCUUCCCUCUGCCUUGAUGGCACACGAGGACCUUCGUGAGGGCCUGGGCAGCGUGGGGCCUCCUACGUACAGUCCUGUCACCGUCUGUACGCUGUUGGGCUGUGCGGGCUUUUUCCUCCCGUUCUACCUUUGUGUCUGCAUUCUGCCUUUCGUGGCAAGGAAGGGGAGGGGAAGCCACGUAAAUAAAUGCAUUUAUAAGGUA
This is a messenger RNA of Cygnus atratus (black swan), 1905 nucleotides long. RefSeq names its product RNA binding motif protein 41 (gene RBM41). Bases 255 to 1457 code for a protein of 400 amino acids. NCBI's taxonomy places the organism in Eukaryota, Metazoa, Chordata, Aves, Anseriformes, Anatidae. The record is from RefSeq and is a predicted model, not a curated record. Gene Ontology annotation, biological process: mRNA splicing, via spliceosome. The transcript has 7 exons. Gene Ontology annotation, molecular function: pre-mRNA intronic binding; U12 snRNA binding. Gene Ontology annotation, cellular component: U12-type spliceosomal complex.